This is a messenger RNA of Erpetoichthys calabaricus (reedfish), 4184 nucleotides long. RefSeq names its product tumor protein p63 regulated 1-like (gene tprg1l). The record is from RefSeq and is a predicted model, not a curated record. Gene Ontology annotation, cellular component: cytoplasm. The transcript has 5 exons. NCBI's taxonomy places the organism in Eukaryota, Metazoa, Chordata, Cladistia, Polypteriformes, Polypteridae. Bases 138 to 977 code for a protein of 279 amino acids.
ACACGCGCGCUCGCUCCUGCUUUGAUGUGGGAGCGCGCUUUGACACGCGGUGAUUAUUUGUAAACAGCUGUUCCGCGCGCCAUCGGUCACCGCUCCGUUCAUAAGUCUGUUACUUCUAUUUUUUUUUUUUAUCAGUCAUGCUCCAACUGAAUGAUUCAGUUGAGCCAGAAAGUCCAGGAGCUGCCGUGUUGCAUACCGCCGACAGUGAAGAUGGUUUAGAUGUGGCGUUCACACAACCGAGAGCCACUGCCGCUUCGGUUGGAAGGGUGGCCUGCUGCUCCCCGCUGCAAACCCUCACCCCUUUCCAUGUUCACAAUCCCACCGUACAGGCCAGAGUGAAGGACUACUUCGUGUUCAGGCCAGGCACUAUUGAGCAAGCUGUGAAUGACAUCCGAGUUGUGGCCGUGCCUUCUGAGGAUGGAGAGGUGCAGAGCGUUUGGCUCCUUACAGAGAUUGACCAUUGGAACAAUGAAAAAGAGCGCCUAGUACUAAUCACCGACAGGUCCCUUUUGAUCUGCAAGUAUGACUUCAUCAGUCUCCUGUGUCAACAAGUGAUCAGGGUCUCUCUUAAUGCAGUUGAUACCAUCUCACUUGGAGAGUUUGAGUUUCCUCCUAAGUCCCUGAACAAGAGAGAAGGGUAUGGUCUCCGUGUACAAUGGGAUAAGCGGUCUCGUCCUUCUUUUAUCAGUCGCUGGAACCCAUGGUCCACAGACGUACCAUAUGCUACAUUUACUGAACAUCCAAUGGCUAAUGCUGAUGAGAAGAUAGCCACACUCUGUCAGUUGGAGAACUUCAAAAUGCAACUUAUCCAAGCUGUCAAAAAGGCCCACAAAGAAAACCCUCUUCCUGGCAGAGCGAAUGGGGUCCUCAUUCUUGAGCGUCCUCUCCUCAUAGAGACCUACCUGGGGCUGAUGUCCUUCAUCAAUAAUGAGGCCAAGCUCGGCUAUUCCAUGACCAGAGGCAAAAUUGGAUUUUAAAGUGUAGCUUUCUAAUUUUGCUUUCCCCUGUGUGUGAAACUUACUAUUUUGGGAUACAGCUUGCUAAUUUUACUUGUCAGCUUAUACUGCAAAGUGAGCCCACAUAUUAGUUUGUCUGUCUGUCUGAUUACAACUCGUAAUUACUGAUAAUUUGAGGCUAAAAACAAGCAGCACAAUUCUGACUUUACAGCCACGUGCCUAAUUCUUGUGCUCCAUGCCUAAUUCUUGUGCUCCAUGCAUUUUAAGAUUGACCAUUUUUAAACCCAAUUUGUAAGAGUAUUGUGGAACUCUAACAAAGGCUUUUCUGUGGCAAUGGCGUGAGAGCCAGGGCUUUGUUGUUUACAUGAUUGCCUCUAGCCUGGCUCUUGUGACAGUUGUUAUCGUUUUGUGGAACAGUUGGACAAGCACCUCAUGAUCAUCCUUAAUAUGCACUCGGGUUUUACUUUCCAGAGUAUGCACUGUAUUUACAUUUGUGGGGAUGAAGAUUUUCAGAUCACGUGCACCGUCUCUUAAGGGGUAGCAGCCCUAAGCAGGUACGCGGCUCUCAUUACAAACAUCUUCUUGUACCUCAUUUCAGUUUCUUCCUCUGGAAAAUCUCACCCAUUAAACAGUUCUCUGGCCCAGUUGAUGGUUUUUAGCUUCUCUUUCACAUGCCAAGGUUUUUCUUUUUGUAUGUUUCCAAAACUGCUAGCAAAAGCACAAACUUUAUUGAAAUGUUUUGGUACAAGUUUUGAAAUUUGUCAUUUUUCAUAUGUUAUUACUUUUUUUAUAGGUGAAAACUAUGUGACUGCCUGUUUAAGAUAACCUUUAUUCAUAAUUUACUGUAUGUUUUUGCUACACUAAUCUCAUUACUUGCAGUUAACUGCUAAACUAAAAUAGCAGUGUAUAUGUGGGCAUAGAAUUGAUUUGCCAAGAAUCGGUUUGCAGCCUUAGGAUGGCAGCAAACUAAUUAAGCAAGUUAUCCUUUACAAAUGUAGCAGAAACAAAUCAGAAGAUCAUGAAAAAAUCACUCCAGAUGGUCAAGUUUGGAACUGGAGAUAUGCAACAAACUUAUACAUAAGUUAAAAAAAAUAAACAGCUGAGCCAACUAAUUCCUGUAACUCACAGUAAAGGCCCUUCCAGUUUGCUGUUUGAGCUGUCCAUUUUCUUAAGAUAUUAUAAAGCACUACAUGAAUUCAUAUCUCAGGUGUUUAAAUACCUUAGAAUUUCACUCAUAGCAGUGGCGUCUGGAGGUGCCAGUGUUAAGUUUUGAGGUGAAAAAUGUCCCGUAUUUUUAUUAUCUUGUACAGUCUUAUUCAGUUCUCAGAAAUAAAAUGCAUAUGUAUCACAGUAGAGGCACAUUUCCAGUGUAAAAGUGCAGCUGUCUUUUAAGAAAAACAAAAAAUUUUAACACUUGAUUUCCUUUAGAUCACCAUAACAGUAACAUGCCCCCUGUGCUUUGGGUCUGCUCUCACAUUAGUGGACGUCCCAGUUGGAGUGUUCAGCUGGAGCGUGUAGCCUCACACGAGGAAGGCAUCUCCUGGAGUUAGAAAUAAGCAGAGUGGACAGCCUGACUGGAGAGCUCCCUCUGAUGGAAGGAAGGCUUCAUGCCACUGGGCUCACACUGAUAAACGUUCAUGAAUUAAGAAUUUAGUGUUCUUUCUGUUGCCUGUUUAAUAUUACAUUUUUAGUCUUGUCAAGCAGUAUUGUGAACAUAUCUCACAUUCUAUAAAUAAACCUGCAUGUUACCUGAAUACGUUGCACACAUAAACGGCCAUAGUGGGCCAAGUGGGAAGUCAGGGCUGUCAGGAGUUGCUGCUUGUUUUGAAUCUGAACAUUUGCUCCGCAUUUGAAAAAACCCCAAGGCUACCUUUAAUAAACAGACUACAUGGAUGUGUGCAUUCUUUGAGAAACUUGUAGUACUUUAAAUUGAAAGCAACAUCCUUGGCUGAGCUCCUUCUUUUUUUUUUUUUUUUUUUUUUACAUAUAACCUAGUCCUCCUUUUACUGUAUGGAAGAAGCAGGAAAAUAUUACAGAUGGCACAAAAGUUUACUUUCUAGUGCAUUAAUCCUGAAAUGCAGUCAUUUUUAAUUAAAGAAUUCCACACUGUGAUUUGUAUUAAGUAAACUUGGAAAGCUUAAUUUUUUUUUUUUUUUGAAACUGCGUAAGGUUGUCUCCUCUGCAUUAUAUUUGACAGCCAUUUCCUGAAUUGGGACUAACAAACUUUACCAUUUUGUGCUCCAAUUUGCUAGCCUUGCACCUGUCAUUGGCAGCCCACUCCCUUCACAUUUGCAGACCCUAAUUAUUUAAAAUUAUUGCAGAUGAUGGGCUUUAAUUUCCUCCGUGGGUCCAAGGGGUUUCUUCUGAAGCGACAUGCCUUAAUCAUCCCUCUACUUUGCUUCUGGGUGCUGGUAUUUAUUUGGUUUUCUUUUAAAGGUGCUACAGUGUUGAGGUCUGCAUUUGCCAGAAUGCUCUGUCUUGUGUACAAAUCAACUUUCAUUUUCUGGAAUAGUUAGUUGGAAUGAUGACAUGUUUUUGCACCUGAUUAAUAUUUUAAAUUUAAAAAAUUAAAAAAUGCUUAAAUAAGACCAACUUUAAGAUGUUCAGCUGUGUGAGAUCUUUUUGAUUUUUAUAAAAAGCAUUAAUGGAUAUAAGAAACUGUAGAGCUAUUUGUACUUCAUCUUUUGAGUUACAAAAAUACUUGGACUGUACCAAAGGCAUCUUUAACUUUCCAUUCUUUUAUAUUUAAGGACUUAGAUAUUUUUUGUGUGGGAAAUGGAAGUUUAACAAAAUGUAAACUAUCUGAAUAGUGGGGCUUAUAUUCCACUCUGGCAGACAGCUUAUUUGUGUUUUUUACUGUGGUUUUUUUGUUUUAUUUAAUUCUUAAUGAUGUCCCCCCCCCACUGCCUAAUUACAUAAAUUGUCUAGAACACUGCCUUUCAGAAGGCUUGUUUUGUUAAAAAUGCCCACACUGUAUUUCUGUGUCAUAUUUUAUACUGCACUUUUUUGGUAAUAAAUAUAGAAGGCACUUUAAAGGCCGGGAAUGUAAUACGCAUUUGCACCUGCACCGUUUUUUUUUUUUCCCGUGGUUGACUUCAGUUCUGUACACUGACUGCCUUUGUACACACUAAGCAUUGCCUGUAUCCUUUGAUGUACUACAUGUACACCCUAACUAUUGCUUGCAAAUAAGUUAUAAUGGGAAGAAAGACAAUAAAUAAAACUACUUCA